UUUUUCGAUCUAGUAACACAGUUACUAUUAGCGGUCGUGUCAAAUGGAUGCUUCGGGCGAGCAUUUUCGCGUAAAUUAAUUGAUUUCUUCUAAUUAAAUUAUUGUGAAUCUUUGUGUUGGCGACAAAAGUGUGAUGUGAGCCAUGCAAAAUAAUAUUGUGCACAGAUUCAUGUAUGUGACUUUAAAAUAGGAUAGGGGUGUAUCGUGAAAAUAAAAAUGGCUUCAGGAGAAGGAGAUAGUGAUCAUAUAGAAAUGAUGGAAGCCGUCAAAAAGGCAGAGGCAACGGGACACUCAGGUUCCGAGGACGAUGAUCGCGACAGAGCCUCAAUCGCGGAGAAAAAUGUACCUUACGACCCAGCGGUGGGCCCUCUGGGCGCCAUCAGCAAGGUACACAAGUCGGACCGCAAGAUCGGCCACCGGCGGGUCGGCGAGGGCGGGGAGAUCACCUACAAGAAGAUCCAGUCCUCGCAGAUUAUGGGCUCCAUUCAACUGGGAAUUCAACAUGCAAUAGGUGGUCUAGCGUCUAAGCCAGAGCGCGAUCUUCUCAUGCAAGACUUCAUGACAGUGGAGACCACAAACUUCCCGCACGAAGGCUCGAACCACACGCCCGCGCAUCACUACUCCGAGUUCAAGUUCAAGACGUACGCGCCGAUCGCGUUCCGCUACUUCCGGGACUUGUUCGGCAUACAGCCGGAUGACUUCCUUAUGUCAAUGUGCAGUGCACCCCUGCGCGAGCUCGGCAACCCUGGAGCGUCAGGGAGCAUCUUCUACCUCACCAACGAUGACGAGUUCAUCAUCAAGACCGUGCAACACAAGGAGGGGGAGUUUCUGCAGAAACUCCUGCCAGGGUACUACUUAAAUCUCGAUCAGAACCCCCGCACGUUGCUACCAAAGUUCUUCGGCUUAUACUGCUACCAGUGCAACAGUAAAAACGUGCGGCUAGUGGCCAUGAACAACCUGCUGCCUUCCUACGUCAAACUGCAUCAGAAGUACGACCUUAAGGGGUCCACUUAUAAGAGGAAAGCAAGCAAAACUGAAAGACAAAAGAACUCACCGACAUACAAAGAUCUGGACUUUAUGGAACACCACACAGAGGGGCUAUUCUUAGAAGCGGACACCUAUAGCGCGCUUAUAAAGACUAUGCAGAGGGACUGCCGAGUAUUAGAGAGUUUUAAGAUUAUGGACUACUCUCUCCUAGUGGGUAUCCACAAUUUGGACGAGGCCCAAAGGGAGAAGACAGAGGCCCGAAAGAGUACUGAGUCCGGCCAGAGUGACGACGAAGAUGAGCCUAAGAAGAGCGGACUUAACAGGACCAGAUUUGAACAAAGCAAAGAGGAUUUUAAGGCACAAGUCAAAAGAACACAGUCCAUAAACAGACAGCGGCUCGUCGCUCACUCCACAGCUAUGGAGAGCAUCCAGGCUGAGAGUGAACCCAUCGACGAAGAGGAAGAUGUUCCGCCGGGCGGUAUUCCAGCGCGGAACGCGCGCGGCGAGCGUCUCCUCUUGUUCCUGGGCAUCAUCGACAUCCUGCAGUCGUACCGCCUUCGCAAGAAGCUGGAGCACACCUGGAAGAGCAUGAUACACGACGGCGACACAGUGUCGGUGCACAGGCCGAGUUUCUACGCGCAACGAUUCCUCGACUUCAUGGGGAAGACGGUGUUCAAGAAGAUACCUUCGUUGGACCUACCGGAGAUCAAAGGCAACCACCGCAAGUUCAGAACCCUCGUCACCAGCUACAUAGCACUGAAACACUCGCCGUCGAAGAGAAAGAGCAUCGCGAAGCCGGCCAGACCUCAGGAAGAGAUCGACACUAUGGGAGCCACUACGUCCGCUGGAAUCGCCAUGAGAGCAGUGUCCCUAACCGAUGUCACAGCUCAAAUAACACCCACUUCGGUGACUUCUCCGGUUUCUACAGCAGCUAAAAUAGCGCCAGCGGUGCCGAAGAUGGCUGUAUCCGAACCCGAUGUAGCGUUCCCGGCUGUUCUCAAAGGCUCUCAGAAACAGAGAGUGCCCCCGCCCGUCCCACCGCGUGGUUCCCCUAAAACCAAACGCGGUGGCGGCACUGGCGUGUCACAAGCAAGCAUAGAGACCAAAGCUGCCGCGCCGCUCUCCUGUUGUUCGACACCGCCGCCGCCGUUCGAAGAAUCUCUCCCACCGAGGACCAGCCGCACAAACUCCUCUUCAACAACCUCCUCAAGUGCUUCUGGGAGGAGAAGAGGUGCUUCUAGUGCAGCCAGUGUUAUGACCACGUCGUCGGCGUCAUCGUUAGCAUUGACGCCUGCAGCGCUAAGCAGUGCGAGGAGCCAUGAAGCUAGCGUAUGUUGGACGCCACCAGCAUCGGUGGAGGGCUCCACGCCGACGUGGACGGAGGGCACGCCGAGCUUCACGGAGUCCAGUAGUAGUGAACAAGGCUACCCCAUAACCCCGGGUCGCGGUCACACCCCCAGCUCAGACCGACGCUCCCCGCGCCCCGCACCGCCGCCCAGAGCGACCCCCAUCAACUGUCUCACUACAGAAAUGAUGCAAUUAAAACAGAGAGUUGAUUUCGAUUACAAAUGAUAACAAGUUCUAAGUUACAAACAGUUACGACACAAUUUGUGGCGUAAAAUACAUGAAGCGAAUUUUAUUAAUACGUUAAGCUGCCUUUGUUUUAAGGAUAUGCGUAUAGCGAGUGGUGUGGAUCUGAAAUGCCCUUUCUUGGCGUAACUACAUUAUUGAUUAAAAAAAGGAGAAAACGACUAAUAUUUUGAGAUGAUAAUAUUGCGUUUGCUGUAUUAAUUUUUUAUUUUUUUUUUAAUGUCGGUUAGCGUUAAUCUUUUCUUUCCCGUACGUAACAGAAACAAAAAACCGCGCACCUGUGGGCUCGACUCCUGGAGUCGAGUUACGUAGAGUAGAGUAGAGACGUCUCUAUCUUGCUCUAAAUUAUAUUACGUGUUGUAAAAAGGAAAAGGAUGGCAUAUACUCAAUACUUCUAAUCAUCAAAAAAUACAUGAAAUCUAAAGGCAGAAGGGCACAUCAAAAGGUCGUUCACUAUUCUACGCAUCCCUUCAUGAACAGCAGCUUUUUAAACGAUCCAGUUAUAAUUAUUUUGGUGUAUAAAUAUAAUCUUGCUUGAACGGUUUUUAUAUAAACAUUAAAUUAUUGCUACAAAGUAGGUAAAGUUACUCUAGUGGCAAUCGCUGAGCUAAUGUUUUGAAAGCCAGCCAAAUAUAUUACAAAAAUUAAAAAUCUUUAUAGUUGUUUUUAAGGUCUUAUUCAAAAGGAAUGGAGGACGGUAUCAAUUAAGUCAGAGACGAAACCUACGAGUUGAAAUGUCGUAUUGGAGUUGAAACACAUUUUGUCAUACUUAUAAACAUGGAUCAAUAUUUAAACCUCAAAUUUCGUGAAAGUAAAGUGGACGUAAUAACUACUGCUUAAAGUUCACUUUACUUUGAAGGAAUUAAAGUUUAAGUACUAUAACGACUUUUUUGGACUGUUCGUUGUUGUAUUUUGUAUUAUGUAGGUACUGAUUUGGCUGGUUUUUUAAAAUAGGCUCUGUAUAUGAAACACAAAAUAUCGUGCUUCCAUAUUGUGGAGUACAUCGUAAUAAAUUAAUUAUAGUUUUGAGAUAUUAGUAACUUGUAUAGAUUUUUAUAAUAAGCAAUAAUAUGUACCUACGUGUAAAUAAGGGUUUUAGGGCAUUCUCUAAAUGAUCUGAACUUAAGUCGAUUCAUCUUGUUGCAUAUUUCUAUCAAUUGAGAUAUGUUGGAACAGGCCAGUUGUAUUUUUUUUAUAUACAGGGUGAUUUUGUAGUAGUGGAUUGAGAUCUACCACUUACUGGGUACUUGCCUGGGUACUUCCCUCUAGUUAUUUUAAUUUAAUAAGAAAUCUAAAUCUCGAAAACCGUUUGACGUAGAAAGAUAAAAUUUGGCAGGGAAGAACUUUAUACUUAGAAGUUCUAUGCUAAGACCGGAUUUUACGACAAGGCCAUAUUAAGGAGGUAUAACAUCCGUUAGUGUUUUGUAUUGAAUUAAAAAAAUAUCGACACCUCGCACAAAAGAAAAUGUUUUUUUUUAGUAGUCGAUUGUGUUGCCAACUGAGAAAUGAUACUUUCGUAUGGAAUAUCUACCACUAAAAAUCACCCAGUAUAUUUAGAUUUUUCUAUUCUGGCAACUACAACUGACAAGCAAGUGAAUGUUACCAUAUUCAAAGUAUUAUUCUGUGCUCGAAAUGCUGAAACUAACAUAAAUAUUGAUAAUGUAAUAAUUUCAUUGCUUACGUAUUAAAAAAAAAUACGUACAAUACGUGGAAUUAAAAUUAUGGAGUUGAAAUAAAUAUACAGAUAGACCAAUGAGAAAGAUGUCUGAAGACCACUGGAUUUAUCUAAGACCGGGUGUCUAUCUAGUCUAUAGUUCAGAGUUUUUGACAAUAUUCCCUAAAAUCCUGUUUAAUAGAUGUUCUCAUAUUAAGUUACGAUGUUACUUGCAUAGUAACUUACAAAUAUGAUAAUUAUGCAAAACAUUGGGACUUAUCUAAUAAUUUGUUGGCAUUUUUAAUACUGAAUAAGCGAAUGAUGUCUUUUGUAACCUCAUUCAUAACCUGCACGCAUUUUAUCCCAAAUUCCGAUCUAUUCGAUUCCAGUGGGAGGUCAAAAUUUAACUGUAAGCUGUAAAGCCAGUUUCUAAAACGAAGUUUUAGUUUAAGACUAUUUUUCCCCUUCCAAAAUGCGGUGAGGGUUUGAGUGGGUAGCUCCCACUUAAAGUCGAGUAUUUCAGAAAAAGAUUUCUUACCAAAACAAAAAAAAAGUGAAAUUAGUUAUAAUAACGUUAAGACCCAAAAAAAAAUAUUGGUGAUAAAAGAGAUGCUUUUUGGGGACCUACCCGGACCUUGGAUCUCAAGAUCCCUAGCCAGACAAGAUAACGAAGCGAAGUUGUUGAAGAUAUACAGAUGACGUCAUUCGCAUUUUCAAUAUGUACUGAAAUGCGUGUAAUGUGCGAGCAGCUUAAAUUAUAAUGUUCUUUUGGAAUUAAGUGGUUUUACUAGGUAAUUUUAAUAUAAAUAAAUAAUUUGUAGGAUUUUUUGUAAAAAUUUGCAGAUAUUUUUGCGAAAAUAAUUGAAUCGCGACAAUAGAUAGUUGCUGCUGUAGGUACUAAUGACUUGCAAAACUUAAUCACAUAGGAAAGAUCUCUAUGGACAAUCUAAUACAAAUUAAAAAAAUAAACUUCAGGCAGUAGGUCUAAUAUACAGUGAAUGUAGUUUGCACAAAUAGUAAGCAUGUACCAUAUUAAGAUCUAGUCCAAAUAACAAGGUGUCCUUUAAUUUUUAGAUUAUUGAAUAUCAUACGUACAGUUAAAUGAAAAUAAAACGGAGAAUUUAACUAGUUUGAAUGAUUUAAAAACGAAAUGUCUGCAAAUAUUUAUAAUUAAUCCUAUCUUGUCUAAAUAAAAAUUGAAUUGUAAGAUCACGACUGAAAAUCUAGUACGUGUUAAACGACGUUAUAAAUAAAUUUAAUCAUUUAGGGUAAAAGGAAAUUUAGAUCUGGCAAUACUUAAAUUUAAACACCUCGGGGAAGUAAUGAUUUCUCUGAGUUAAUAGUUGAAGCCUAGUCUACCAGUUGCAUGAGUUAAUUAAACGUAAAGAUGCCUAUAAUUAGAUAGUCAUACUUCCAGAUAUAAAAAAAAACAUAUAUGAAAAUUUAAUGUCUACAGACAGAUUAUAAUACCCGGCUGUACAUAAUAAGUCUUGAAACGGAGUCUGGCCUCUUAAUAAUCUAUGUUCAACAAUAAUAUUAUAAUAAAUUAAAAAAUUUGAAGUUAUGCUAAAAUGUUUUCAUAUUUAUAAAAAAUAGUAAUCUACAAAAUUUGGUCAUUUUUAUGGGAUAAAAUUAUCUAGAUAUGCUAUUUAUUGGCCAGACUCUUUGGUUAGCAAUUAUUAUUUAAUAUAAAACGUCGUUGAAGCUUGCAACCUCCAAAUCCAAUCCUAUAUACCAAUCACUUUAAAAUUUUGCUCAGUGUUGCCAACGUAUAAACGACCAAUGUUACUGUUGAUAGCUUAGUGUUGCCAGUUGAAAUAUAAUCGUAUUUUUUUUUAACAAGGUUGUAUAUGUUAACGAAAGCAAUCGAUAUUUCGCUUAUAAAAUGUAUAAUCGGCUUCAUGUGAGUGGUCAAUAUAGUAAUGAACAUAUAUGAGUAAUAUUUUGAUCUGUAAGUCAUUUUAAACAUAAAUGUACAUUAUAUGGUUCCGACAAAUUUCAAACAAUUUAUUAAGUUUUUAGUAAAUGUUAUAAAUUUCUAUUGUUUACUUGUAUUAACGAAAUUUCAUAUUUGAUAAGUAAGUAUAUCUCUUUGAUGAGCGUUUUAGAAUUUAAACUAUAUUGAGUAUUAUUCAUAUUAAUUUACUAAGAAACACGGCUAAAUGACUAAGGGUCCCGUAUGGAUUCGAAACUAGUCGGGCAUUCUCUGAUGUUGUAUCAAGUGGGUUAUAGCCGUUACAUAAUAAAUUCUUUGAUAAGCGAUUGUGGUACGUACAAAAAACUUUACAAUAACUUACAGAUCAAUUUUUUAAUAUUAAAUAUUUUCUUGUGGAAUGUGACCAAACAUUAUUAACAAAUACAUGAAAAACAUAGUUUUUUGUUAGAAUUUUUUUUUAUAUAACCAGUAUUCUUGUCUUGCAUAAAAUGGGAUUAAAAAGAGAGAGAGUAAACAUAAAUAAUAAAAUUAAUAUGCAAUAUGUUUCAAUGUGUUCAGAGCUUGCUUUAUGUCAAAUAAUGUUAUAUAGCUACAAUACAGACCGGAAUGCGACAAGUAAAUACUGGUAUUAAUAGUUAAUGAACUUUAUACAUACUUAUUAAAUAUUUAUGGCAACAAUUUUCACCGCCAAGGGGAUUUAACCUGGUAUAUUUAAUUGUAUUUAUCUUUGACCCACUUGUUUUACUAUCAAAACAAAACCAAAGUGGGCAAAGAUAUAUUUAUGAAUGUCAGAAAAUCUAUUAUAUCUGAGAAAAAGUUACAAUUUUCUCAGAGGAAUUGCUCAUUAAUUUUUGGUUAAAUAAUAACGUUGUCUAUGGUCACAUCUCCCAGGAAUAGGUCAAAUGAAGUGUGAAACCGUUCCGUUGUUCGUUGUUACUAUUAAACCAUUGUAUAUUCUGUUGUUGUUAACUAUUUAAGGUAAAGAGAAAAUCGUAGAAUAAACAUUUUAAAUUAUAA
Messenger RNA from Bicyclus anynana (squinting bush brown), 7184 nucleotides. Its product is annotated as phosphatidylinositol 4-phosphate 5-kinase type-1 alpha. Lineage: Eukaryota; Metazoa; Arthropoda; Insecta; Lepidoptera; Nymphalidae. The record is from RefSeq and is a predicted model, not a curated record. Gene Ontology annotation, molecular function: phosphatidylinositol kinase activity. The transcript has 20 exons. Bases 217 to 2559 code for a protein of 780 amino acids. Gene Ontology annotation, biological process: phosphatidylinositol metabolic process.